Molecule: messenger RNA, 1680 nt
Organism: Cucumis melo (muskmelon)
Lineage: Eukaryota; Viridiplantae; Streptophyta; Magnoliopsida; Cucurbitales; Cucurbitaceae
Exons: 5
Coding region: 1-1680 (559 amino acids)
Source: RefSeq, a predicted model, not a curated record
AUGGCUUUGCAACGAGUGAAGACCGUAUUCCAUGGUAGAUGGAUCGAAUCAUGCCGAUAUAUUGACUAUCGCCUCCUUGAUGUAUAUGUUUCAGUUUCAUCCUCGUUUCAAGAAUUUGUAAAUUGUAUCCAACAUAGACUUUUUCCAAAUUCAGAAGUUUCUAUCUGUAGGUUGACCCUUUACUGGAAAGAUGGCAACAAUUCGAAACUCAUUCGGAUUGUGGAUGAUAAGGAUGUGUCUUGGAUUAUGUUAGUUUUAUCAAAAUUGCCGGACAAUGAUCUACUCAUUGUUGUCGACACCGCACCUACUACGGAUAUUGGAAAUACCCCUUAUAUGAGCAGCGAAGUACCUAGAACCGAAGACUCACGUACUGAAAAUGUAAUUAUUGAUCUCAAUGCAUUUGAAUCACCAAAUACUGUUAUACACAUUAGAGUUGGAUCCAUGUUUAGACAAAAAUCAGUUUUGAAAAAAGCUAUUUAUAUGCUCGCUUUGAAUAGUAGUUUUGAAUUAGUUACUGUUAGGUCCAACCGUACAUCAUUCGACAUCAGAUGUAAGGAUCCAUCUUGCCCCUGGGGUACUCCGGAGGACUCAUAUGCCAUGUUGUCUGCCUUUUCGGAUGCACUGAUCCGAAACAACCCAGGUACAUAUACGGCUGAAGAAGCGGAUGAUGAAGCUAUGAAGAACAAAUAUCUUGGUACCCUCAUAUCUGCUUGUACUAUUGAUGGAAACUCUCAAAUUGUGCCACUAGCUUUUGCUGUCGUUGAUUUAGAGAAUGAUUUGUCAUGGUCAUGGUUUUUUCGAAACCUUAAAGCCGUUUUUGGGGAACAUAAUGAGAUGGUAAUUGUUUCUGAUGCUCACAAAAGUAUAGAAAAUGGGUUUAAUGUCGUUUAUGAAAUAACUAAACAUGGAUUAUGUGCAUUCCAUUUGUUGAAGAACUUGAAAAAGAACCAUAAAUCACUUCCCAUGGAGGACUCAUUCAAUAAAUGUGCCAGAGCGUAUACACCACUGGAAUUUGAGUACUACAUGAGGCAACUCGAACAACUAUCUCCAUCAAUGAGGCAUGAGUUGGAAGCAGUGGGAAGACAUAAGUGGGCCAAGGCAUUUUUUAGGAGAAAAAGAUAUCAGGUUAUUACAACCAACAUCUCUGAAAGUAUGAACUCUACCUUGAAAGAACAACGAGAAUUGCCUGUAAUUGGACUUCUAGAAUCUAUCCGUAGUUUGAUUCAAAAAUGGUUCUAUGAACGUCGUACCAAAUGGAGUUUCCAACGCACACAACUUUCAAUAUAUGCAGAAGAUAUGAUUCGAGAAUCCUUGGUGCAGAGCCGCUCAAUGAAUAUAUAUCCUGUAGACCAACAUGAAUUUGAAGUCCACGAUCGUAAGGAACAAUUUGUCGUUAACAUUUUAAAUUGGACAUGUUCAUUUCGUCAAUGGGACCUUGAUUUGAUCCCUUGUUCACUUACAUGUAUAGCAUUGUCCACAAGGAAUCUUAAUCUCCAUUUAUACACCGAUAAGUUCUACUAUGUCUCAAAUUUGAUAAACCUGUACAAGAAGGGGACGCGUCCUAUUGGUACUGUAAACCAAAUUAGGAAUACCCACCAAGGUGGCAAUGAUGGAAUACUUCCACCGCAGGUUAAACGUCUAGCUGGAAGACCCGAAAAGAAGAGGUUACUUCAUUCUUAG